Molecule: messenger RNA, 2968 nt
Organism: Diachasmimorpha longicaudata
Lineage: Eukaryota; Metazoa; Arthropoda; Insecta; Hymenoptera; Braconidae
Exons: 9
Coding region: 121-2085 (654 amino acids)
Biological process (GO): intracellular signal transduction; negative regulation of protein tyrosine kinase activity
Cellular component (GO): cytoplasm
Molecular function (GO): protein kinase inhibitor activity
Source: RefSeq, a predicted model, not a curated record
AUGGCAGGAGCACUAGUGUACAUAGACAGGUGGCUGCCAAGACACUUGCCUAAAAUAAUAAUUAGGUUAAUUUUGUCGUGUUAAUUGAUAAUUUUAGUGCAUUUGGGGGGGGGGGGCAAAAUGAGUGGACGUGAGUGCAGUGAUGAUGGCAAUGAUGGAGAUCGCGUCGAUGAUGCAGUGGAUCCACGAGUGCAGAUUGAACUUGAAAGGCUGAACACUGCAACUGACGAUAUAAAUAAACUUGAAGUUGAUUUGGACGAUGCCAGGGCGACUUUCCGAAAAUUACUAUGUGAAUCGCGAAUAACAAUCAACACAAUGGCAAAAAAACUCGGUUCAUGCAUCGAAAAGUCUCAGCCUUAUUAUGACAGUCGUUUCAAAGCCAAAGAAGCACUCAGAGAUGCUCAAAAAGCAGCAGUCAGGUUUGAGAGGGCCAAUGGCCAACAUGCAGCUGCUAAAGAAAUGGUCUACCUGGCUGAGGAGGGCCUCAGGAUGGAGGGGAGGUCCUUUGAUCAUGCUUGGCAGGAAAUGUUGAAUCAUGCCACAGAGAGAGUCAAUGAGUCUGAGCAUGAGAGAGCUCUGUCUGAGGCUGAACACAGACACAUGACUGCACUGUACCACAAUGCAGAGCACAACGUUCAACGAUUGCAAUCAGAGCUCAAACGAUCGAUAGCUAAAUCCAGUAUGGAUGCACGUCGCAGCUUGCUUCUGAUAAACAGUAUCGCCUACAGGCACACCCUGUUAUUAUUGCCUUUUUACGAAAUGAAAGCUCAGUUCAACCAAGUGGUGGAGAAGCAAAAGACUCGAGUUACCGAGCUUGAACGUUCAGUUACUGAAGCCAAGAUGACCUACGCUGAAGCACUGCGAAAUUUAGAGAAAAUAAGUGACGAAAUUCAUCGUACAAGACAGUACGAUGGAACUAGUGAAAAACCAAAUGCUGAAAAGAAUAAUCCAACGACAUCGUCUUCAGACUCCAGUGUGACAGGCUCGCCCGACAGUACUGACUACACAAGCGACGAAUAUCUUCAACUCCCUGAAAAAAUGAGUCCUACGAAUAGCUGUCCAAUUCCAAAAAAAGUCGAGCGCGAGCCCUCCCCGGAGUACCUAGGCCUCACAACUAUCAACAUGUCCUCCACGGAGCCCCGAAAAUACAUAAAACGUGAAAAUCGUCCGAGAAUCUCAGGCUGCUGUACAUCGACCUCUUCUCCCUCAACGCAAAGUUUUCAGCAAAAAAUUGAGGUUAUGUCCGAACGAAAAAUCGAUGAGGCCAAGGGGGAGGAGUGUCACAGGGGGCAGAACGGUGAUGAGUGGACAGAGAUUAGUUUGAAUAACUCGCCGGAUGAGAUUUACUACAAUAACGAUGUUUACUCCGACGAGGAGGAUCAACAGAUACCGUACAAACCGUUGCCAAGUGAAUUGAGCCCAGACUCUGGGACUGCUUCCAUUAUCUCCGGACCUCGUCAGUCUAAUAGUGCACGAAACAGGAGACUCGUUAAUCAGCAGUCAUUGCCUGUAGAUUGGAGUGGUGAUGGUGAUGGAACUGAGGGGAGAAAUAGUGGGACUGAAGCGAUGGAGAAAAAUAUAUCUGGAAGGAAUCGUGGAAAAUUGGAUAGUAGUUUGGCCAACUGGAUAUCAAGGAGCUCAGCCGCCAACAGUGGAGCGAGCUGUGGAAGUUCUUCGAAUUCAAGUAGAAGACAAUCUCUAGAUGUACUGUGGAGUGUUGGUCCGGGGGAGAGGGUUAAGGAGUUGUUGAAUCAUGGAAUGAUGAUACUUAACAUAUCUAGUCUGACUGAGCGACGUUCUAGUGAGCCUAGGCUGGUGGAGAAGGUUGAGAGGCUCCAGAAAGAUGAUAAAGGGGAGUUCAAGGGAAAGAAAGUACCUUCGCCGUUGGAAAAAACUAUGACCUAUCUCAAUGCUGAUGAGGAGACGUCUGACAGUGAAAGCUUAGCCAGUGUUGAAAUGCUGUCCGAGGAUCAGAUAUCAUCGUUGAUGAUGGAGACUGACAUUAACCAGGUAUGUGAGGAGGUGCUCGGUACGCCUUUGGUAGAGGUCUGUCCACUGCUCCAAGAAUUGCAGCGAGAACACUGAACCAUGUCGGAAAAGCCUUGAGUGGUUAUGGUUUUGUUUCCAAUAGUUUAAGGGAAUUACGGAAUUUAUUAAUUAGCCAACAAUUAUUCAAUAUUAAAAAUUAAUCUAAAUUUACGAGAAGAAUGUAGAGAUUAGCACUGAAACGCAUUUAUUGAAUAAUCACUAACGAUAAUGAUUCUUUGAUUUUCAUUAUCAUUGAGUGGUAAAUUAGUUGAUUACGUAGAGUCAUUUGUUAUUAAUUCCAUUGAAAAAUGCGAAGUUUAUCGUCAAUAAUCAAAAUGAGUAGCUGUACACUUGUCAUUAUUAUCAUUCGUACAAUUUCGUGGUUAAUGUUUAAUUGGUAAUGGGGUUGUUUUGAGAAAUCUAAUUUAUUUAUUUGUUUGAAAUAAUGAUUCGUGAGGUUUUUAUAUUUUUUAUGUUUAUUUAUUGUAUUUUUAUGUCUAAUUGUCAAGUUUAGACGAUCGAUUUGAAUUAUUGGGGCCGAGGUAACAAAAAUGGCCCAUGUCCAAUUAAAAUUAGUUUAAUUAAAAAAAGUGGACGGAAAAAAUGCGACAAAUUUUCUUCUUUAUAACCAAAAGAAACACUGGAAAACAUUGAUUCCACGAUUAAGGAACGUGGGCGAGCUAGUCAGAAGGGUCAAGGGGUUAUCUUCUCCUAUUUCAAUCUAACCUCCAUUGUGCCUCGGUCCUUAUGGUGUCAAAAGGGAUUUAUGCGUCGAAUUUUAUCGAAUAUUGAGAAUAGAAUGAAGAAUUUCUUGUGAACUUGUACUUCAUUGCGCUAGUUUGACAUAAUAAGUAAAAUCAAUUGUAUAAUAUUGUAAAUGUGGCUGUAAAAUUACUUGUAAAUACUGCGAAAGAGUAACAAUAAAAAAUAUUCAUCAAGA